Molecule: messenger RNA, 2982 nt
Organism: Candida tropicalis MYA-3404
Lineage: Eukaryota; Fungi; Ascomycota; Pichiomycetes; Serinales; Debaryomycetaceae
Gene: NAM7
Product: ATP-dependent RNA helicase
Exons: 1
Coding region: 1-2982 (993 amino acids)
Biological process (GO): nuclear-transcribed mRNA catabolic process, nonsense-mediated decay
Cellular component (GO): cytoplasm
Molecular function (GO): RNA helicase activity; ATP binding; RNA binding
Source: RefSeq, a predicted model, not a curated record
AUGAGUAACUUGUUAUUUCAUAAUUUUGAUAAACCAGGUGCUACUAACGUUGAUCAAGAGGUUGAAGAUUUCAAUUCUACUGCUUCAAAUAUCAUCAGUAAUCAUGGAUCAAGUGAUGGCAAUGAUACUAAUGAUGAUGCCGAUACCAUCAAUCAAUACGAUGAGCAAGAAAUGAUUAAAUAUUUACAGGAUGAUCAACAAUUGGGUGAGGUUCUAAGUGAAGACGAACAACAUAUUGAACAUUCUUGUGCUUAUUGUGGAAUUCAUAACCCAUGUUCCGUUAUUAAAUGUAAUACUUGUAACAAAUGGUUUUGUAAUGCAAAAACAAGUUCUUCAAGUAGUCAUAUUGUCACACAUUUAAUCAUGUCUCGUCAUAAUCAAGUUAGUCUUCAUGAAGAAUCGGAUUUAGGGGAUACUACAUUAGAAUGUUACAAUUGUGGUAACAAGAAUGUUUUCAUGUUGGGAUUUGUUAGUGCCAAACAAGAAUCUGUUGUGGUUAUAUUAUGUCGUUUACCAUGUGCUAGAUCAAAAGAUAUUAAUUGGGAUACGAGUCAAUGGCAAGCUUUAAUUGAUAAUCGUCAAUUUUUGUCCUGGUUGGCUCCGAGUCCAACUGAAGAUGAUUUGAUUAGUGCCAAAUUGAUUACUCCACAGCAAAUUUCUAAAUUAGAAGCACAAUGGAGAUUAAAUCGAUCUGCUACAAUCAAUGAUAUUGAGAAUAAUGACAAGACAGAAGAAGAAGUCUUGCCGAUUUUAAUGAGAUACAAUGAUGCUUUCCAAUAUCAACAAUCUUUUGGUCCUUUAGUAAAAUUGGAAGCUGAUUAUGAUAAGAAUUUAAAGGAAUCUCAAGCAUUAGAACAUAUUCAAGUCAAAUGGGCUUUGGGUUUGAAUAACAGACACUUGGCUAGUUUCACCUUAUCUACAUUUGAAACCAGUGAUUUGAAAGUUGCAGUUGGUGAUGAAAUUAUUUUGAGGUAUAGUGGGAGUCUUAGAGAAGCUUGGGAAGGGCAUGGUUAUAUUUUAAGAUUACCAAAUGCCUAUCAAGAGGAAUUCACUUUAGAAUUGAACACUUCCAAGAUUGCACCACCUACUGAUUUGACAACUGAUUUCACUGCCGAGUUUGUUUGGAAAGGUACUUCGUAUGACCGUAUGCAACAAGCAAUGAAGGAUUUUGCUACUGAUGAAAAAUCUGUGUCGUCAUAUAUUUAUCAUAAAUUAUUAGGUCAUGAAGUUGAACCUGUUGAGUUUGAUAUUGAAUUACCAAAGAGAUUCUCCCAUCCAAAAUUGACAGAAUUGAAUAUUUCCCAAACCAACGCAGUUAGAUCCGUUUUACAAAGACCAUUAUCUUUGAUUCAAGGUCCACCAGGUACUGGUAAGACUGUUACUUCUGCGACAAUUAUCUAUCAUUUAUCUAAACUCAAUAGAGAAAAAAUUCUUGUUUGUGCGCCAUCUAAUGUUGCAGUUGAUCAUUUGGCUGCCAAAUUGGAUUUGUUGGGAUUAAAAGUUGUUAGAUUAACUGCAAGAUCAAGAGAAGAUGUUGAAAGUUCAGUUAGUCAUUUAGCAUUGCAUAAUUUAGUUAACAGUCAUGCCAAGGGGGAAUUGAAAAAAUUGAUCAAGUUGAAGAACCAAGUUGGUGAAUUGUCAGUUGAAGAUACAAAUAAGUAUAUUAAAUUAUUGAGAACUUCCGAAAUGAAAGCUUUAAAUAAAUGUGAUGUUGUUUGUUGUACUUGUGUUGGUGCUGCUGACAAGAGAUUAUCACAGUUUAAAUUUAGAUCUGUUUUAAUCGAUGAAAGUACUCAAGCCAGUGAACCUGAAGUUUUGAUCCCAAUUGUGAAAGGUGCCAAGCAAGUGAUUUUAGUUGGUGAUCAUCAACAAUUAGGGCCAGUUAUUUUGGAUAGAAAGGCUGCUGAUGCAGGGUUGAAACAAUCAUUAUUUGAAAGAUUGGUAUUUUUAGGACACGUUCCAAUCCGUUUAGAAGUUCAGUAUAGAAUGCAUCCAUGUUUAUCCGAGUUUCCAAGUAAUAUGUUUUAUGAAGGUUCUUUACAAAAUGGUGUUACUAGUGAUGAUCGAUUAAUUGAAGAUUCAACAUUCCCAUGGCCAGUCAUUGACACACCGAUGAUGUUUUGGGCAAAUUAUGGUCGCGAAGAAUUGAGUGCUAGUGGUAAUUCAUAUUUAAAUAGAGUUGAAGCCAUGAAUGUUGAAAAAAUCAUCACCAAGUUGUUUAAAGAUGGUAUUCAACCAGAACAAAUUGGGGUUAUCACACCAUAUGAAGGUCAACGUGCUUAUUUAGUUCAAUUCAUGUCAAUGAAUUCUACUUUGUUAGACAAACGUGAUCAAUAUCUUGAUGUUGAAAUCACUAGCGUUGAUGCUUUCCAAGGUCGUGAAAAAGAUUACAUCAUUUUGAGUUGUGUUAGAGCUAAUGAUUCUCAAAGUAUUGGGUUUUUAAGUGAUCCUAGAAGAUUAAAUGUUGCUUUAACUAGAUCCAAAUAUGGGUUAAUUAUUUUGGGAAAUCCAAGAGCCUUGUGUCGUAAUAGAUUAUGGAAUCACUUAUUGAUUCAUUUUAGGGAAAAGGGUUGUUUAGUUGAUGGUCCUUUAGAUAACUUACAAUUAUCUAUGGUUCAAUUGAAUACUAAUCCAACCAAGCCAGGUGGUAAUUUCAAAUCUAGACCUAAAUUUGGUGCUGCUUCAACUGUACAUUCAUCAACUGAUUUUGAUAGUGCUAGUGUUGUAUCAUAUGAUAACACAAAUACUAUAACUAAACUCAAUAAUGAGUUAUGGCCAGCAUUAAAUGGAAACCUGAAGUUUAGUAAUGAUGGUUAUCAUAAUAAUAAUGGUACUAAUAAUCAUUUGGUUUCCAAUUUUUACAAUAAAUUGAACAAACUUGAUAAAACCUAUGAAGGUGGUAGAUAUAAUAACAAUGAAAAUAACAUUGAAGAUGAUAUUAAAAGUAUUACUAGUUCAUUCGCUGCCGGAUUGAACUUUUAA